Ambispora leptoticha is the source of this 4185-nucleotide messenger RNA. The record is from the annotation of a GenBank genome assembly. Lineage: Eukaryota; Fungi; Glomeromycota; Glomeromycetes; Archaeosporales; Ambisporaceae.
AUGGCCUCACUCAGCAAUAGUGCAAACAGUGGCAACAACAACAGUAAAAACGUUAAGGAUAUUGAGUCUCUUUGCACAAAUGUCCUCUCCUUGGCGGGUGUCUCUAGUGUUGGCUGGCGGAAGUAUACAUUCACAUGUAGCUUGAAACAAUUAUGGAUUUUCUCACGGACAGCAAUCAAGGAAAAUUAUAAUCGUUAUGCAUAUAGUGAAUCAGAUUCGAACAAAGACUCGUUAUGCUGGACACGAGAUCCGAUAAUAGCUAAUCAAAUUAAAUUAUUGAACCUCGGGAUUCCAUGUGUAUGGCGAUACGCUAAUAUUAGUACAGGCCAUAAACAACAUAAACAGCAAGCUGAAAAUUCUAACCGAAUAAUAGACCAGAUAAUCCGACAAAAAAUUAUUUGUGAUUCUUUUCAUUUAGAAGAGAGGAAGGAAGACGACGAGCAGGAAGUAACGCGAGAAUUAUGGGUGUUCUGGUUAAAUCAUCAAGAGAAACCAGAAGAAAUAAAUCAUUUGGAGGGAUUGAAAGAUGCAUCAGAACAAGACUGUUAUUUCUCCUGGGAACAACUAGAAUCACCCCCAAUAGAAUAUGGCCUAUUUCUAAAGGCAUAUAGAAAUCUAAUCAAUCGGUCAAUGAUAUCUCAAGGGGGGAUACCAAUAGGGGAAUGGUAUGCAUUCCCCGCAUUAUCAAAUAAAACUGUUGACGAGGGGACAUUAUCAUGUAAAUUCGAUAUGCAUUUAACAUCAACGAGUCUCAUAUUUCAACCAAUUGUAAAAUAUCGCAAAAUACGACCACUACAAACAUCCGACUUAAAGAGUCCACCGCCAUCUCAACAACAAACCGCCGCUAAAGUGCUAAUAGCUCCAAUCGGUAUCGAGGCCGAACUGGUCCUUUCAUCAGACCCGAAAUUUUCGCAUCACAACAACACCGAAUCAAUAUUUGCGGAAUUUUACGAUUUCUUUAAACUGGACCUAUUUUGUUCGGAGCCAGCGACUCAAGUAUUCGAUUCUGCUCUGCCGGGGUUAGUGAAUGUACGAAUUAAUAUCGAUGAAAAGAUUGUAAAAGAAAUUCCAUAUCCUUCGAGAUGUAUUUAUUUCAUUAUUAACAGUAAUAAUAAUGAAAGGAUUAUUAGUGAAGGAUUAGUACCCGGAAUCGGAAAAAGAAUUAGCGCAUUGGACAAAAUGCACGGUGAACCGGGAAAUUGGCUGUUAUGCUCGGUAGAAAGAAAAACACUGCCAGAAAAAGAUAUUGAAUGGUGGAAUUUUAGUAAUUAUCUUGAUGAUAUUGAUUCGAAAUACGCAAAAGAUAAUCCUGGAUCAACAUCCUCAAUCUCAAUACUAGAAACGACAAUGACCCCCAAUACCCCCGGAGUCGCCAACGAUACUUCAAAUACGAAUUCACCUGGUAAACCGCAAACACCACAAACCAAGCAUUCGACAAAUGUAAAUACUUCUACCGAAGCAACCUAUCCAUCACCACCAGAUCCUUCGACAUCUUUUUCUACGGAAUAUUCGACAACUGAGGAUGUUCUUGCUAUACAAGACCAAUCAUUUUAUAACAAUACCAAUGAUCAUUAUUACGAUAUUUCGGCUGAUAUUACUGAUCAUGAUUUCGAUUUCUUUGGAGAAAAACCUAUCUCUACUAUAACUAAUAACUAUUCACCAACUCCAGAAGUGCCUGGUUCAAUACGUGACGAUCAUCUUUCUUUAGAUACACCAGGCAUACAUAAUCAAAGUCCUGCGCCAGUACAUCGUCAUCCCAUCCUUCCGGAUCUAUCAUAUAUUGUAAAGCAAAUUAAAAAUCCUUUAGUACCUCCGAAAUGGGCUCCGUUGAUAUUUCCACAUGUCGAUACCUCAAAAUUUGCUAUACAUCAUAAUUCAAUUGUUAAAAGCAGUAAAAGGAAAAACACUGAUAUUUAUUCUCCUUAUUAUCGACCAAAAUUCUUACCAAAAAGAAAAAAAGCGAAAACUGGCUUUAAUAAUAAGAAGGCCAAGGCUGAACUAAAAAACAAAGAUAAUGAGAGUGAAACCGCCUCACCUUCUGAAACAUCAUCGUCCUAUGUUUCGAGCGAUAGCGAAGAUAACGAAAGCGUUAACGCAAGUACUGGAACAAUCAAUGAUUCAUCGAAUUUGGAGCAAUUCGUUGAUGUGAAAUUAGCACAAUCAAAAAUCAAUAAGAACAAUACUUUAAUGGACAUUAUCAAUUGUGCGAGAUUCGUUAUAUUAUUUGACAAUCAUUAUGAUUCUCGGAAUGUUCCAUUUUUCCACCCUUAUCUCGAAAUAAAUAGAGAAGAUUAUUGUGAGGGAAAGGCAGUAUAUUUAUUGCGUGACCAAAUAGUUUUUGGAUCGUAUCCUUAUGCCGGUGAGCAUUUAGAAGAAUUAGCUACAUCACCCGCUUAUCCGAGCGAAGUUAAAAUUGUUAUACAAAAGUUGAAAUUAGUUUUGGACGAUAUAAAGAAUAGGUUUCCAAAAUUAAGUCAAAACAUGCAAUUAAGCAUUAAAGGACCUCUUAAAAUGUCCGAAUAUCAUGCAUUAAAUGAAGAACAGCAAAAUCAACAGAAAUAUUCAAACACCAAGUUCGUAUCGAAAACAAAACAACUCAACUGUCAAAUACUAAACGCAAAGGAUUUAGUAGUCGGAUUCAAAAGUAAAUAUCAUAUAGAAGUUUCCGCCGAUCAAUUGAGAUUUUGGGAACGUCAUAAACUCGAGCCACCCGAAGGAAAGAAAAGAAUUUCGUAUUUUGUGUUGCAUCCUGAAUGCGAAAAUUUACAAUCACGUAUCAUGACGUUCUUUAAACAAAUAAAUCGCACAUUUAUGAACUGUGAAUUAGGCUCUCAUUCUCAUGAAAAGCUGGAUCAUUAUCCCCAAGGAUUGAUACCCAUUAAACUAUUAAAAGGUUUGCUUCAUGAUAUUUUUUAUCUUAUUUCACCUGGAAUCAGUGUCGGGCACUAUACUGAGUUCAGUCAUUUUUAUUGGACUACUGGACUUAUAAAAUUUUAUAAGUCCAGUAGUCCAGUGGGCAGUUCUUUACAAGUCCCGUUGAGACCGGUUGCUAAUGCCGGUGAAUCGGAUACAGAACGUGCUCUUCGUAGUUAUAUUGACACAAUUCAAUCACUGAGACCUAAACUCGCAAAACUACUUCUCACUAAACAAAGUCAAGGCACAUUAAAUUACUUAAUGAUAUAUAUUGUAAACCCAUUCACCCAUUCGACAGCAUACUACGACAUAUGUAAAGUUUUUGCCAAACUUCAAACACAAUUGAAACUCGAACUAAAGAAAUUAAAUUACGAUACAAAACUCAUUGAUUAUGUUACUUUCCAAGUAAUGCCGAUAGAUCAUAUAAUAAAAUUUAGUAUUAAUGGUGGUUCUUAUAGACAAGGACUUGUUGAUAUUGCAUUCUCUAUAUAUACACGAUCAAUGCAUCCUCAAAAAUACAGUGCUCCUUAUAUUUUACCACCACCUGAUCCGAUUGCCGUCAAUUUUCAAAACACCGAACAACCUCCGUCAAUUCGUGAUUUAAUAACGAGUGGAGUCACACUGCACAUGGCAUACGGAUAUAGUCCGGAUAGACGAUGGCUAGCCAAUGUCUUCACCAAUAACAUUGGAAAUCUAUUAGAGAGCAGCAUACUUCCAAUGAUAGAAUCUAAUACCAAGGCAAAUGAACUGUUGUUAAUUGAACAAUCGUGGAGGCGAACGUUGUUGGCAAAGAAGACAAUGGAAGACUCGCAACAAAUAGUGUGUCAAAAUAUAGUUAUUUGCAAGAUGGGUUCAAUGACUGAAGAGGAAAGAAAGAUAUGGAUUGAACUGACAAAAGGAAGUACAACAAUAAUAUCGAUAGAUUUAAGCACAAAUUUUGAUUUCAUUGAUACUUUUCAAGAUGAAACCCCAAAAGUAUAUGGUAUCGUACUAAAUAACCCAAUACCUCGAAUUGAUUUUCGACCUGUGGCAAGUGGAUAUUUUUUAGAAGUGGCCUCAGUACGAGGUCCACUUGUACCUUUACAGGUCGAUCUUAUCUAUAAGCCAGAUUCUCUAUCUGACAGGUCUCCGUCCGUAGCUCUGUGGGAGAUAUUACGCGAAUUCCAUUCACUCUCUCAUUUGGACACCACACCCAUGAAAAAUAAUUGUUUACCGAUGCAUUUACAAAUAGUGGAACGGUUGACUCGUGUGCUUUUAGGCGUAGCGUUUUGA